Molecule: messenger RNA, 1470 nt
Organism: Glossina fuscipes
Lineage: Eukaryota; Metazoa; Arthropoda; Insecta; Diptera; Glossinidae
Product: ATP synthase subunit beta, mitochondrial-like
Exons: 4
Coding region: 1-1470 (489 amino acids)
Biological process (GO): proton transmembrane transport; proton motive force-driven mitochondrial ATP synthesis
Molecular function (GO): ATP hydrolysis activity; ATP binding; proton-transporting ATP synthase activity, rotational mechanism
Source: RefSeq, a predicted model, not a curated record
AUGAAAGUUCCGUCUGCUAAAGAUCCGUGUAAAAAAGGUGACGCACCUACAAAAAUUGGAAAAAUAUGUUCUAUUAUAGGACCAGUGGUCGACGUGGUAUUUGAGCAUGAUGUGCCACAAAUUAUGAACGCAUUAGAGGUGCAAGAUUAUCCGGGCGGACGGCUAGUAUUGGAGGUAUUUCAUCAUUUGGGAGAAAAAGUUGUACGUUCUGUAGCAAUGGAUUGCACAGGGGGCCUGCGCCGCGGGCAAAAAGUCAUUGACACUGGAUAUCCAAUAAGAGUACCAGUAGGUAAAGCUACACUUGGUCGUAUUUUGAAUGUUAUUGGGGACCCUAUUGAUGAACGUGGACCCGUGGUGACAGACUAUUAUUCUUUUAUUCACGCUGAUCCACCGAUUCUAACUGAUAUGAAUGUCAAUCCAGAGUUAUUGGUGACCGGAAUAAAGGUUAUUGAUUUAUUGGGUCCGUAUGUAAAAGGCGGAAAGAUAGGCUUGUUUGGUGGUGCUGGAGUUGGUAAGACUAUACUUAUCAUGGAGCUUAUCAACAAUAUUGCCAGAUCUCAUGGUGGUUAUUCUGUAUUUGUCGGAGCUGGCGAACGUACUCGCGAAGGCAAUGAUUUGUAUAUGGAAAUGAUUGAGUCAAAAGUCAUUUCGCUAGAAGAUGACACAUCCAAAGUAGCUUUAGUCUAUGGGCAAAUGAAUGAGCCGCCGGGGGCCAGAUCUCGCGUGGUCUUAACUGGUCUAUCUAUAGCAGAGUAUUUUAGAGAUAUGGAGGGACAGGACGUUUUAUUAUUCAUUGACAAUAUUUUCCGUUUCACGCAAGCUGUCUCUGAAGUAUCUGCAUUACUUGGUCGUAUACCAUCAGCUGUUGGAUAUCAACCAACGCUCGGAACCGAUAUGGGUUCAAUGCAAGAACGAAUUACUACUACUAGAAAUGGGUCUAUAACCUCAGUUCAAGCCAUCUAUGUACCAGCGGAUGAUUUAACUGAUCCAGCACCUGCUGCUACUUUUUCUCAUCUUGAUGCAACAACCGUACUGUCGAGACCUAUUGCUGAAUUGGGCAUUUAUCCAGCGGUCGACCCUUUGGAUUCAACUUCCCGUAUUAUGGAUCCGUUGGUAGUUGGCGAGGAGCACUAUUUGGUGGCACGUAACGUACAAAAAACCUUGCAGAAUUAUAAAUCCUUACAGGAUAUAAUUGCUAUCUUGGGCAUGGACGAGUUAUCUGAGGAUGAUAAGCUUAUCGUAGCUCGGGCGCGUAAAAUGCAACGUUUCCUUUCUCAACCAUUUCAUGUGGCUGAAGUUUUUACGGGCCAUCCCGGCAAACUGGUGCCACUUAAGAAAACGGUGGAGGGAUUCAAACGCUUACUUCAAGGAGAUAUGGAUGACUUGCCGGAAGUCGCUUUCUACAUGGUUGGCGACAUAGAGGAAGCUGUGGCAAAGGCGAAAGACUUAGCUCUACAAUUAAAGGGAUGA